ACUGUGCAGAGUUUAAACAGAGUUAACUAAUCGCGUAUAACAGUUGAAUGGAAUUGACCAAUGAGGCUCUUAAACUUUGUUUAAACUAUAUACGGUGGAAACUAAGCUAAUGAAAUUAUUUCCACUGUGGUAAGUUUCAGCCAAUUUCAGCAGUUGCCCUGGUCAACUCUUUGCGCAAGAGGAUUGACGCCUUCGUGAGGAUUUACCCUUAACAAUACAGUAGAAUGGUCGGCGUGGCGCGCCUUUAGCCAAAAUAACGUCUUAGAAUGGAGAGAUUAAAAUGGGGAGGUAUCGCCCUUGUGAUGCUGUCCUUUCUACUUGGGGCAAAUACAUUCUAUGUACCUGGUGUAGCACCAGUGGAGUUCAAGAAAGGUCAAAAGAUUGAUGUCAAAGCUGUCAAGAUGACCAGCACUCGUACUCAGUUACCAUAUGAGUAUUACUCCUUACGAUUGUGUUGGCCAAAGAAUGGUACAUUUGUUUAUAAAUCUGAGAAUUUAGGAGAAGUACUUAGAGGAGACAGGAUUGUAAAUACUCCAUAUGAAGUGGCUAUGGGAGAAAACAUUGCAUGCCGUCUUUUGUGUAAUAAACCAGGAGUUUCAAUUAAUUGGACUGAAGAGGAUUCACAACGCGUCAUUGAACGCAUUCUACAUGAAUACUCUGUUCAUCUACUCAUAGACAAUUUACCAGCAGCAACAAAGAAAGUUCAUAAAGACACCAAUAGUUUUACUGUCUAUCAUGGAUAUCGAUUAGGUGGUGUGAUCAACGAUCAAGUCUACAUAAACAAUUAUCUUAAAUUAAUUCUAAGCUACCAUAAGCAUGGAGAAGAUCAAUUCCGAGUGGUAGGAUUCGAAGUGGAAGCACGUUCCGUGGAUUUCUAUCAGUUACGCUUUAAAGGAGACACCUGUAUACUUCCUAGUAAGCUAGAGCCACAGAUUGUCAAUAAGAAGGGUACUAGCCUCUUAUUUUUAUAUUCGGUUCAGUGGAUUGAAUCUGAUGUGAGCUGGGCAAGUAGAUGGGAUAUCUAUUUAGCCAUGAGCGAUGUCGAGAUUCACUGGUUUUCCAUUAUAAACUCUCUCGUUGUGGUUUUCUUCCUUUCGGGGAUUCUCACAAUGAUCAUGGUGAGAACAUUGAGGAGAGACAUAGCCAGGUAUAACGCUGGUGAGAAUGACAGUCUAGCUGGAUUAGAUGAAGUCAUUGAAGAAACCGGAUGGAAAUUAGUACACGGUGAUGUUUUUCGACCACCUACGAACUCCAGGUUAUUCGCUGCCGUUAUCGGUAGUGGUAUACAGAUAUUUUUUAUGGCACUGAUCACAAUAUUCUUUGCUAUGCUCGGAAUGUUAUCGCCAGCCAGUAGAGGAGCACUUGGAACGUGUGCAAUUUUCCUGUACGUAUUUUCUGGUCUCAUAGCCGGAUAUUUUUCAGCACGAUUGUACAAAACAAUGCGUGGUCGAGAAUGGAAGCGAGCAGCUCUUCUGACGGCAACAUUAUAUCCUGGUAUAGUAUUCACCACGUGUUUCUUCCUGAACUUCUUCAUAUGGGGAAAGCAUAGUUCAGGUGCCGUUCCGUUUACCACUAUGUUAGCACUUCUUUGUCUCUGGUUUGGCAUUUCACUGCCUCUUGUAUAUUUGGGAUACUUCUUCGGAUAUAGAAAGCAACCAUUCACGCAUCCUGUAAGGACGAAUCAAAUUCCUAGACAGGUACCGGAGCAGCUGUGGUACUUAAAUCCUGCUCUAUGCACCCUAAUGGCUGGAAUCUUACCAUUUGGCGCCGUUUUCAUCGAAUUAUUCUUCAUCCUGACUGCUUUGUGGGAGAACCAAUUUUACUAUCUCUUCGGAUUCCUGUUUCUGGUCUUCUGUAUCCUUGUAAUAUCCUGUUCACAGAUAUCUAUAGUGAUGGUGUACUUCCAGCUUUGCGGAGAAGACUACAGGUGGUGGUGGCGAAGUUUCAUAGUCAGUGGAGGAUCUGCCGUAUAUGUUCUCGCAUAUUCCAUGUUUUAUUUCAUGACGAAACUAGAGAUCACGGAAUUAGUUCCAACCCUCAUGUACUUCGGGUAUACCGCCCUGAUGGUCCUUACUUUCUGGCUGCUUACUGGAACCAUCGGCUUUUUUGCAGCGUAUGCGUUUAUACGAAAAAUAUACGCAGCCGUCAAAAUAGACUAGUCAAAAUUAUCAGCGACAGCAGUCAGUGAGCGUUAGCGUGAUUACCAGUGCGAUUAAAAUUUUCCAAGAAAAAAUUGACAUGGAAAUAAGAACACUAGGUUGUAAUCUCCGGAGUGUAAAAUUCAAUGCAAGUUUACGACAGUGUUUUAGAUAUAUGAGGAUCCUAAUGAUAAUCGAUAAGCUCAUCGAAUCUAUUUGAUAAUUGUAUUCUGUAAUAUCAUUAAACCAGACAUACGAUGAAAAGAAAUGAGGAAACAAGGGAAGAAAGCAUAUUUAGUUUAAAGUAUCUCAAUUGUCCCGAUAACAGAGUGUCAAGCAAUAAGUACUUAUGAUCCUUGUGGUCAACUGACACAGAAGUUAUUCACUUGACUCUUAAAACAAUUAAAUCAUAAGAAAAGAUAAA
This is a messenger RNA of Cephus cinctus (wheat stem sawfly), 2562 nucleotides long. RefSeq names its product transmembrane 9 superfamily member 4 (gene TM9SF4). Lineage: Eukaryota; Metazoa; Arthropoda; Insecta; Hymenoptera; Cephidae. Gene Ontology annotation, biological process: protein localization to membrane. Gene Ontology annotation, cellular component: membrane. The coding region runs from base 267 to 2159 and encodes 630 amino acids. The record is from RefSeq and is a predicted model, not a curated record. The transcript has 10 exons.